UUGGCUUCACCUUCACUCUUUUGCUCAUCACCUUCAAUUAGAGAAGCAACACAACAAAAUUUUAGUAUAAACUGUACUGUUUUGUUGACAGUAUAAAGAGUUGAUGGGUCAGUAUUUCAAGUUCAAAGCUUUCCAUUCCUUUAGCUUCUGGUUAGAAGGCAGGCUAACUGAAGACUAACUGGUGAAACUAGACUACUCAGUGAGGAUGGACAGGAAAUUAUUUGUUAUGAUGUUUGUCAUAUGGUUUUGCUCUUCUUCUUUUUCUCUUGUUGAAAACUCUGAUGGAUUGAUGAGAAUUGAGCUAAAGAAGCGGCACUUUGACUUAGAGAGAGCAACUGCUUCGAGCAUUAAUGUUAGGCGUCAUCAUAAGGAUUUGGACUCUGCCAUUGUAUACUUGAAGAAUUUCAUGGAUAUUCAAUAUUAUGGGGAGAUUGGCAUUGGCACCCCUCCUCAGAAGUUCAAUGUUGUCUUUGAUACUGCUAGCUCUAAGCUUUGGGUUCCCUCUUCCAAAUGUUUCUUUUCGAUUGCUUGCUACUUCCACUCCACUUACUGCUCAAGGCUGUCAAAAACAUACACCAAGAUUGGCAAACCCUGCAAGAUUCCUUAUGGUUCUGGAUAUAUUUCUGGUUUAUAUGAUCAAGAUAAUAUCGAUGUUGGUGGCCUAAUUGUCAAAGAUCAGGUGUUUGUUGAAGCACAGAUGGAAAGAUCUAUUGAUCUCAUAUUUAGACAAUUUGAUGGGAUAGUUGGCUUAGGACUUGAGGAUAUGUCUUCUGGCAUAGAGGCGCCACUAUGGUACAAUAUGGCGCAGCAGGGACUUGUGAAUCAGGAAAUAUUCUCUCUAUGGCUUAAUAAGGAUCCACAGAAUGCAGAAGUUGGAGGUGAAAUUGUUUUCGGUGCUAUUGACUGGAAACACCAUCUGGGGGAUCAUACUUAUAUCUCAGUAGCUGAUACUGAUAGUGGUUACUGGCAGAUAGAGCUAGAAGGUCUUGACAUUGCAAACAGUUCAACAGGUCACUGUUCGGAGGGGUGUGCUGCAAUUGUUGAUUCAGGGACAUCCUUAAUUGCCGGUCCAACAAUGGUGGUUGCAGAGAUUAAUCAUGUGAUAGGAGCAGAUGGAAUAUUCAGCUCGGAAUGCAAAACUGUAGUUUCAAAAUACGGGGAUGGAAUAUGGGAUCUUUUGAUAUCAGGGUUAGAACCUGAAAGAAUAUGCUCAACAAUGAGAUUAUGUGUAUACAAGAGUGACGGAAUUGAAUCAGUUGUGGAAGGUGGUGCAUACGAGGAUGAGUCGACAGUUGAAAACAACACGUAUUGCAGUUUCUGUGAGAUGGCAAUAAUGUAUAUACAGGCACAAAUACAAGAAAAGAGAGCAAAAGAAAAAGUGCUCAAUUUUAUGAAUGAGCUAUGUGAGAAACUCCCAAACCCGGGGCGAAAAUCAUUUGUUGACUGCAAGGAGAUUGGAUAUAUGCCCCCGAUUUCGUUCACCAUUGGGGGUAAAUCAUUUCCUCUCAUGCCAGACCAGUACAUACAUAAAGUAAAACAAGGUGGUUCACAAGUGUGUAUCAGUGCGUUUGUUGGUGUGGAUGUGCCUUCGCCACAAGCACCUCUUUGGGUUCUUGGAAACAUCUUCUUGGGAGCUUAUCACACAGUGUUCGACGUUGGAAAUCGCAAAGUAGGAUUUGCCAAAGCUGCUUAAGUAUCAUCUUGUGAUCUCGAUCCCUAAUCUUAUGUAAUUUUAACGUGUUUUAAGAAGUUGGCUAUGUUUUAAUUGAGUGUGAUGCAAAUUUUAUUCAGAUUACAUAGCCAACGUCGUUUAAUGUUAACGUUAGGAUGUAAGGAAGUGACUUUAUGUAGUACUCCGUAUUGAUAUAUAUAGUCGAGCAACUUAUGUUUCACUUGA
This is a messenger RNA of Spinacia oleracea (spinach), 1897 nucleotides long. RefSeq names its product aspartic proteinase. NCBI's taxonomy places the organism in Eukaryota, Viridiplantae, Streptophyta, Magnoliopsida, Caryophyllales, Amaranthaceae. Gene Ontology annotation, molecular function: aspartic-type endopeptidase activity. The record is from RefSeq and is a predicted model, not a curated record. Bases 206 to 1693 code for a protein of 495 amino acids. The transcript has 13 exons. Gene Ontology annotation, biological process: lipid metabolic process; proteolysis.